AUGAGUAUUCUGGCCCGCAACGUCGCUCGACUUACUCGCACGCAAACCCGGAAAGCGUCGGCGAUUUCGUUGACAAAGUUUAUUCAGCAGCAACAACAGCUUCAGCGUUCGAAGAACUACUCUACAGAAGCUUUGGAGCAAAGAUACCACGAAAAACUACUGCAGAAAGCCCGAGCACAGGGCUUUGAAUCUGUGGAACACCUGAAAGAGAACCUAAAAGCCGACAUCGAAGGCAAGAAACGCGCACUCAAUAAAAUCGAUCCUUUGCAAGAGCUGGUUGAAUACGAACAAGGCAUGAAAAUGGCCAACAACAACGCCAAAAUGACAGAACCUAGGGGUCCAGUUGAUGCAAACGCCACUCCCGCGCCCUUCAAGACCCUCGACUCGUUCCUAAAGCUCGAGAAAAUUCAAGACCUGUCCAGACAGGAAGUCGAGUUUCUUUGGCGCGCGCGCUGGGCCAGCCAGGAAAACGCUAUGAACGCCGUAGUGCCCACGGCUGUGUUCGACCAAAUGUCGAAGCACUUCAAGUCGGCACCCACAUUCGUGCUGCCCCUACCCCGCGACAUCAAGGCCGACGAGUCCGACCUAAACGGCAGCGGUGACGGCCAGGGUGUCGAGCUCCACUACAUUCAGUGGCAAGUUGUAGGGCCCCAAACUGUCCACUGCAUCAUGACGUCUUUGGCUGAGUACAAAUUGCACAAAGAAUAUGCCAAGCCACACACCACUUUCCAAUUCCACUCAGAGCUUGCUAAAGACAAGCAAAUCGUGCUGAUGAAUGGUCAUGUCGAAAAAGACGUCAAUAUCUCGCUUCAAGACGCCCAGCUGCUGCUUUUGAACGUGCAGCGUUUUUACGGCGCCACGGGUGAGGAGACGGUGCCUUCCAAGCAGAGAAUCAAGCUUCUGCACGACUUCGCUAGCGGCUCGAGCGACUUUACUGUCGAAAAGCUCAUCAGUCUUGCUCAGUCGAUGGACACUUAA
Molecule: messenger RNA, 978 nt
Organism: Lachancea meyersii CBS 8951
Lineage: Eukaryota; Fungi; Ascomycota; Saccharomycetes; Saccharomycetales; Saccharomycetaceae
Source: the annotation of a GenBank genome assembly